Cadophora gregata is the source of this 1350-nucleotide messenger RNA. RefSeq lists its product as uncharacterized. The coding region runs from base 1 to 1350 and encodes 449 amino acids. The record is from RefSeq and is a predicted model, not a curated record. NCBI's taxonomy places the organism in Eukaryota, Fungi, Ascomycota, Leotiomycetes, Helotiales, Ploettnerulaceae. Gene Ontology annotation, molecular function: peroxidase activity. The transcript is spliced from 3 exons.
AUGUUUGGCCGUUCAAUUAUCCUGUCCCUCCUCCUGGAGGCUUCAUUCACUAAUGCCUUCCCCAACAUGGCUGAAGCAUUAGCAAAGAGUCACCUCGACGAGCGCAUUGCUCCUAUAGCUCCCUUCCCUGAAUAUCCAGGAGCAGCCUAUCACGCGCUGUACAACAAAUUCGAUGCAAAGUCCCAGCUGGUCUCAACAUCUGGCGAGCACGCAUUCAUCGCUCCUGGACCGGGUGAUAUUCGCGGCCCUUGUGCCGGUUUGAACGCAGCAGCCAACCACGGCUAUCUGCCACGCGAUGGUAUCGCCACAGCUGAGACCGUCAACACUGGAUUGUGGGAAGCCUUUGGACUGGACAAGACAGCUACUCUGUUCUUGCAAACGGCGACGAUGUUCUUUGACGGUGACCCAGUAUCUGGUCGAUGGUCGAUUGGGUACCAUUCGGAUAAGACGAAUAGUCUUGGUGUUUUGGGAGACUUGUUGGGGAACCAGACCGGGAUUUGCGCGUAUGGGCAUUUGAAGACGGAGGGUGAUGCGUCAAUUACUCGUGGUGACUGGCUCGCUCCAACGCAGAACUCCAAUUGUGCAUCUUACCCCGAGUUCGCACAAGAGCUUCUCGAUCUCGCCAAAGCUCGGACAGGAGGCAACAUCACGCCCCAAGUCCUAGCCGAGCAUCAAUACAACCGCAAACAACACUCUAUCGCCACCAACCCUUAUUAUUUCUCCCCAGCGUACGCAGGCAUUGCUUUCACAUUCGGCGCACACAUGUUCGCGUAUGAGCUCCUCGCCAACCACUCUGCCGAAGACCCACGUGGGUUCCUGACACCUGAAGUCUUCGAGAGCUUCUUCUCAUACACACGAGACGCUAAUAACAAGCUCGUGUUUACUUACGGGCAUGAAAGGAUCCCAGAUAACUGGUAUCGACGAGCAGACGACGAUGCCUGGACAUUGACCGAUAUUCUAAUCUCCACGGCCCAACAAUGCAUUUCCUACCCAUCCAACUGCGCCAUAGGAGGUAACACCGGAACCGUAAACUCCUUCGCGGGCGUCAACCUCGGCGAUAUCUCAGGUGGCUUCAUCAAUGCCGCUACGGAUCUCCAGGAUCCAGAGAAGAUGGGUUGCUUCAUCUCGCAGGUGAUCCAAGCCGAUGUUCCUAGCUUCUUGGAUAACGUUUUCAACGGAGCGGCGUUGACGAGGGUGCUGGGCAUGAUUCCAACGGUGCUGAUGCCAGCUUUGGCACCGUUGGGGAAUUGUCCCGGGUUGCCGAAGGGGAAAAGUAUGUUGGAGUAUGGGCAGACGUUCCCAGGGGCGAGGAUGGCGAUGAGUGGGAAUAGGAAUCCGUAUAGGAAGUGA